AUGGCCGCCGCCAAUUCCCGCACCGCCAAGGACAUCAUCGCCGCCCUCAACCUGACCCCCCACCCUGAAAAGGGCUACUUUGUUGAAACCUACCGCGACACCGCCGCCGUGGCCCCCCAUACAGCCACCUCAGCGGAUGACGCCCCCGGCAAGGCGCCUCGCGCCGCCAGCACCUACAUUUACUAUCUUCUCGAGGGCGCCGAGGGCAUCUCCCACUGGCACCGCGUUCUCGACGCCGUCGAGGUCUGGCACUACUACGCCGGCGCCCCGCUCCGCCUCUCGCUCUCCUGGGACGACGGCGCCCCCGUCCGAGACGCCGUUCUCGGCGCGGACAUUUUGGCCGGCCAGCGACCCCAGGUCAUUGUCGAGCGUGGCGAGUGGCAGCAUGCGCAGAGCCUCGGCGACUGGACCCUCGUCGGCUGCUCUGUCGCUCCUGGCUUCGAGUUUGAGGGCUUUGAGAUGGCAAAGCGGGGCUGGGAGCCCCGCGGCGAGAGCAAGUAA
Molecule: messenger RNA, 501 nt
Organism: Cordyceps fumosorosea ARSEF 2679
Lineage: Eukaryota; Fungi; Ascomycota; Sordariomycetes; Hypocreales; Cordycipitaceae
Product: RmlC-like jelly roll fold protein
Exons: 1
Coding region: 1-501 (166 amino acids)
Cellular component (GO): intracellular anatomical structure
Source: RefSeq, a predicted model, not a curated record